Hyalella azteca is the source of this 2698-nucleotide messenger RNA. It is a transcript of the gene Vha100-1, whose product is annotated as V-type proton ATPase 116 kDa subunit a 1. The transcript has 10 exons. The record is from RefSeq and is a predicted model, not a curated record. Gene Ontology annotation, molecular function: ATPase binding; proton-transporting ATPase activity, rotational mechanism. Gene Ontology annotation, biological process: proton transmembrane transport; vacuolar acidification. Gene Ontology annotation, cellular component: vacuolar proton-transporting V-type ATPase, V0 domain; vacuolar proton-transporting V-type ATPase complex; plasma membrane. The coding region runs from base 47 to 2596 and encodes 849 amino acids. NCBI's taxonomy places the organism in Eukaryota, Metazoa, Arthropoda, Malacostraca, Amphipoda, Hyalellidae.
AGAUGAUCAUUGUAGUUUAGACAGCUGGUAUUUGUAGUAGUUUGUCAUGGGGUCUCUGUUCCGUAGUGAAGAGGUGGCUUUGUGCCAGCUUUUCCUGCAGAGUGAGAGUGCCUACACAUGCGUCUCAGAGCUUGGAGAGCUCGGCUUAGUGCAGUUCCGGGAUCUGAACCCAGAUGUCAAUGCCUUCCAACGCAAGUUUGUUAAUGAAGUGCGCCGGUGUGAUGAGAUGGAGCGCAAGUUACGCUAUCUUGAGCGAGAGAUCCGGCGGGAUGCCAUCCCCAUGCAGGACACGGGCGACAACCCUGAAGCUCCCAUGCCUCGUGAAAUGAUAGACUUGGAGGCAAACUUUGAGAAGCUGGAGAAUGAACUGAAGGAGGUGAACAGUAAUGCCGAGGCUCUGAAACGCAACUACCUUGAGCUCACUGAGCUGCGGCACAUCCUCAAGAAGACUCAGGUCUUCUUUGAUGAGGAGGGCCAUCUUUGGCCGUGGCAGGCAGAGGCAAUGUAUCCCCCCAACCUGCCUCCCGAUCAGGCUCCUUACUUUGAUGAUGAUGAUGAAACCAUCAACCUUUUGACUGACAUCUCGCUACAUCAACUCAAGCAUAUUGGGUUUGUGGCCGGUGUCAUCCUGCGUGAGCGAGUGGCAUCCUUUGAACGGAUGCUGUGGAGAGCUUGCCGAGGGAAUGUGUUUCUGCGUCAGGCACAAAUUGAGGAGCCCCUUGAGGAUCCUGCAACUGGCGAGCAGGUCUACAAGAGUGUCUUCAUCAUCUUCUUCCAAGGGGAGCAGCUGAAGCUGCGCGUCAAGAAGAUCUGCGAGGGCUUCCGUGCCACUAUGUACCCCUGCCCUGAGGCGCCCGCCGACCGCAGGGAGAUGGCCAUGGGUGUCAAGACUCGCCUUGAUGACCUCAACACCGUGCUAAGCCAGACGCAGGACCACAGACACCGCGUGUUGGUGUCGGCAGCUCGUAACUUGCGGUCGUGGAUGUUGAAGGUGUGGAAGAUCAAGGCGAUAUAUCACAGCCUCAACAUGUUCAACAUCGACACCAUCCAGAACGGCCUCAUUGCCGAGUGCUGGAUUCCUGUGCCUGACUUGGAGACCGUCCAGCUCGCACUGCGUCGUGGCACUGAAAAAAGCGGGUCUCUGCCAGCCAUCCUGAAUCGCCUGUCGUGCGUCGAGUCGCCGCCAACGUUCCAUCGCACCAACAAAUUCACGCGCGCCUUCCAGGGCUUGAUCGACUCGUACGGUGUGGCCUCGUACAGGGAAAUGAACCCUGCGGUCUACACCAUCAUCACCUUCCCCUUCCUCUUCGCCAUCAUGUUUGGUGACCUCGGCCACGGCAUCAUCAUGACUCUCUUCGGCGCCUGGAUGGUAUGGAAGGAGAAGCCUCUCUCGGUCAAGAAAGUCGACAGUGAGAUCUGGAACAUCUUUUUUGGGGGGCGGUACAUCAUCCUGCUGAUGGGGACAUUCUCCAUGUACACGGGCAUCAUCUACAACGACGUCUUCUCCAAGUCCUUGAACUUGUUUGGCUCGAGCUGGCAUGUGCCUUUUAAUGAGUCAACCAUAAGGGACAACAGGGAGAUCAUGCUCGAUCCUAAGCAACCUGAUCAGUACGAAGGGACUCCUUAUCCUAUCGGCCUGGACCCGCUGUGGCAGCUCGCUGCCAACAAGAUCAACUUCCUCAACUCCUACAAGAUGAAAAUUAGCAUCAUCUUCGGCAUUGUGCACAUGAUGUUCGGCAUCAUACUAAGCUUGUGGAACCACAGGUUCUUCAAUCGUCGACUGAACGUGCUGUGUGAGUUCAUCCCUCAAGUGCUGUUCAUGUCGUGCCUGUUCGUGUACCUCACGCUGCUGGUGUUCAUCAAGUGGGUCAACUACGGUGCAGGUGAAGACGUGCCACUCGUCCUGACGCCAGGCUGUGCCCCCAGCAUCCUUAUCACCUUCAUCAACAUGGUCCUCAUGAAAGGCUAUGAAGAGGCCAAGGGACCUAACUCGUGCUCGGCCUACAUGUACGACGGCCAGUUCUACCUCCAGAGGAUGAUGGUGGUUGUGGCGGUUAUUUGCGUACCUUGGAUGCUGGUGGCGAAGCCUUACUUCCUUUAUAGGGCAAGUAAGCAGCGCGCCAUGUUGGGCACCGGAGGCGUUGAGGGCGCAAUGGAAGAGACUCCAUCGACCAUGCCUGUUCAGCCAGCCGAGGACCACGACAUGAGUGAGAUUCUCAUCCAUCAAGGCAUCCACACCAUCGAGUUUGUGCUGGGCUCUGUGUCGCACACGGCCUCUUACCUUCGUCUCUGGGCCUUGUCUCUUGCUCAUGCCCAGCUCUCUGAGGUGCUCUGGGGUAUGGUACUCAGGAUCGGGCUUUCUACCGCCGGAACCACGGGUGGCUUUGCUAUGUACUUCAUCUUCGCUGCGUGGGCUACGUUGACGGUUGUAAUCCUGGUGCUAAUGGAAGGCCUCUCCGCCUUCCUUCACACACUCAGGCUUCACUGGGUCGAGUUCCAGAGCAAGUUCUACGAAGGCCAGGGCUACGCGUUUGUUCCUUUCUCCUUCGAUUCCAUUCUUGAGGCUAAUGAAAGUACCGUCACUGAGGCGAAGUAAAUCCAAGUGAACUUCUCGUUCGAACCGUAAUGUUAGAUCAAGCUUGGAAUUGUUACCCUAUUGCGUUGGGGUAUACAUAUUGAUGAAUUUAGCUAUCGUCUU